Ceratosolen solmsi marchali is the source of this 1764-nucleotide messenger RNA. RefSeq names its product optic ganglion reduced (gene ogre). The coding region runs from base 393 to 1478 and encodes 361 amino acids. Gene Ontology annotation, cellular component: plasma membrane; gap junction. NCBI's taxonomy places the organism in Eukaryota, Metazoa, Arthropoda, Insecta, Hymenoptera, Agaonidae. The transcript has 5 exons. The record is from RefSeq and is a predicted model, not a curated record. Gene Ontology annotation, molecular function: gap junction channel activity.
UAAGCAUCACGAAGAUCAGAAAAGUGAAAGACGAGACGAAUAAAAGGAUUGUGAAAGGAAAGGAUAUAAAAGGAGAGGGAUAGCCGUAGAGCCGCUUAUGCCGGGAUAUAAAGAGAGAGCGAGGGAGAAACAGAGCCGAAGAGAAAGAAGCGAAUCAUAUAAUAUUCGUUACUGCGGUCCCUUCGUUUUCCUGCCAUCUGUCUGAUAGACGAGGUCGGUUGUUCGGCAAUAAGUCCGGCCACCUCACGCUCGAGGCACAGAAGUUCGAGAUUAAGAAUCGUAGUCUUAGAUGGUUAAAAGUGGUUUCCCAUGCCCUUUUGAGGUCAUUUAUUUGCAACCGUUGGUUGAAGAUUAAAAACAUAGAUAGAGGAUAAAAUAAAUAAGACUUGAAGAUGUUGAAGCUACUGGGAGGUUUGAAGGGCUAUUUGAAAUGGCAGGAGAUCAGUACGGAUUCAAUGGUCUUCCGCAUGCACAAUUUAUUUACAGCUGUGCUACUGCUGACUUGCUCGAUGAUCAUUACUGCCACACAGUUUGUAGGUAAUCCAAUCUCCUGUAUUGUUCCAUCGGCAUUGCCAACGCAGCCAAUCAACACUUAUUGCUGGAUUACCUCCACAUUCACUAUGCCAGAUGCAUUCAAUCGUCAGGUCGGCCUGGAAGUUGCCCACCCUGGCAUAGCCAACGACUUUGGCGAUGUCGACGCAAGGAAAUACUACACCUACUAUCAGUGGGUUUGCUUCGUUCUCUUUUUCCAAGCGAUGGCUUGCUAUCUUCCUCACUGGCUCUGGAGCAUCUGGGAGGGCGGACUGAUAAAGACUCUUAUGAAUGACAUGAACGAGAAGCUCGAGGACGAGGACUCGCUUACUAAGAAGAAAAAUGUUAUCAUGGAUUACCUCGUAUCCCACAUCAGGACGCACAACACGUACGUGUACCGGUACUUCGCCUGCGAGGCCCUUUGCCUCGUCAACAUCCUGGUCCAGCUCUAUCUUAUGAACCGCUUCUUCGACGGCGAAUUCGUCACCUACGGCCUGCGAGUGCUGCACUUCUCGGAAGCGCCCCAGGAGGAGCGCGUCGAUCCCAUGGUCUACAUAUUCCCGCGCGUUACCAAGUGCAUCUUCCACAAGUACGGAGCGUCCGGUACUAUACAAAAGCACGACUCGCUUUGUAUAUUACCACUCAAUAUCGUUAAUGAAAAGACGUACAUCUUCAUUUGGUUCUGGUACCUCAUACUUACCCUUAUGCUGCUCGGGCUCAUGUUCUACAGGGCGGCCAUUAUCUUCGCCCCCGUGGUCAGACCGAAGAUCCUGCAAUUGUCGUCGAGAUUGCUCGAGCUCGAGACGUGUCAGAGUAUCACUAAGAAGAUUGAAUUGGGCGACUGGUGGGUUCUUUACGUAUUGUCAUCCAACAUGGAUUCACUGAUAUACGUGGAGCUUCUGCGAGAAUUAACGAAGAAAAUGGGUGAAAUUCAUAGGGAAGGCUGAGGAGCAAUGGCGAGGCCAGAGGAUGGAAGAUUUUAUGGUGAACGCGCUGAUCUUUAACGACGAGCGUGACGUCAUGUCGUCAUUGUUAACGUGGUGGAGAUUGUAGAAUCAUGUAUGAAAGUAUAGCAUAUGAAAAUCACGAUGAGCUUUCUUUUAAGUGAUUUAUAUUGCUCGAUGUAUAUUAAAAUAAUGUUCCAAUUUUGUAUGUUUCACAAGAAAAAAAGAUACGAGAAUCUUAAGCUAUUUAAAAAGGCGAAACGAAAUUUGCAAAGUGUAUUUUUUAUAC